UCAUACAUCAAAUUUGAUUUAAAAAGCGAAGAGUUUGCUGUUUUCGCUUAUAAACGAACGCAACAUUUCAACGCGAAGGAGUAAAAAUGUGGGCAGUGCAAAGUUUAAGCAAAGUAUUACUCUUCCUGGCGCUUGUCAUCGGACCGCAGCUAACCUGGCAGUUGUCACUACCAACCGAUCCUACAUAUCAAGCUGGCGUGGUCGAGUUUAUGCCUGGUGUGGGCAAAGGCAAAGCCAAAGUACAUGAAGCCCUCAAGCGCAUGAAAGAGGUCAUUGAAUCGAAUGGCACACGCGAUUUGGAUAUACUAGUCUUCCCGGAGUUCGUACUGAAUGAUUAUACGUUCCGUACUUUUGUACCCGAUCCGACGUUGCAGAUUGCACCUUGUGAAAUACCGAAUUAUGAUUACUUUCUAACGGAGCUUUCAUGCGCGGCACGUGCGCGUCAACUCUAUUUGGUUGUCAAUUUGUUGGAGAAAGUUUUUUGUGCUAAUGACACUACAACAGUUGGACGCUGUGAUACGAGUGGUCUGAACACAUACAACACAAAUGUGGUGUUCGAUCGCCACGGACGUGUCGUAUCGCGUUAUCGCAAGACACAUUUGUACCGUUAUGAGUGGUAUGAUGUGAACGUAUUGCCACAAGCGGAGCUAGCAACUUUUACCACCGAUUUCGGUGUGACUUUUGGUCACUUUAUAUGCUUCGACAUGCUUUAUUGGGACCCCGCUGAGGUUUUGAUAAAAGAACGUGGUAUUACCGAUAUUAUCUAUCCAACCUAUUGGUUCAAUGAGCUACCCUUCCUCACAGCCGUGCAGUUGCAAGAGGGCUGGGCGUUCGCCAACGAUGUCAACUUACUAGCCGCGGACGCCAGCAAACCGAGUGGACAAAAUAGCGGUUCGGGUAUUUAUGCAGGCCGCCUAGGUCGUCUCACAGCUGUCAAUAAUGAGGAACCCAACACACAACUGCUUACCGCAAGCGUACCUAAACGCGCCUAUCGUCAAAACUAUCAACCGCCACCGGUGAUACUGCCCAACUUUGUGCCGCAAGUCACUACACCACGUUUCACCAAACUCAAUAUGUUGCGCGACUACAACGUGGACAUCUUUAAGACACAAUUGCUGUCCGCGGACUUCACGACAGUGGAUGAAACUUUGUGCUACGAUAGUCAGUUCUGCUGUCACUUUCACACCACGCGUUCCGUUCUGAGUACCGCGAAUACUUACGCCGCUUAUCGCUAUCGACUCGCAGCUUACAGCGGCUCGCGCGUCACGCAUCAACGUGUCGAUCCGGCGGCUUUGAAGGUGUGCGCUGUGAUCGCAUGCACCACUGCGGAUUUGUACAGUUGUGGUCGCAUCUUCCCUGAAGGCGUCUCAGUUGGUAAUACCUACUAUUUUAAUACUUUGAAUGUCAGCGCUUCGUUCCCGCAUGCGCCCCGACGUCUCAUUAUGCCGACUAGUGCAGAUGGCAACAUCAUGCCGCUGCCAGUGCACACUUAUGAAUGGCAAGAAUUUGAGAGCAACAACACCACAGCAAUCUCCAUCAGCUUGAAUUAUCCCAAACUGGAUAUACUAACCUUCGGCAUUUGGGGUAAUUAUUAUACCACCGAGGUGAGCACACAUAACUUUGAUCCGGUAUGGCAACCUGCGCAGGGUUCGUCCGGCGCUUCAAAGCAAUUUGGUGUGAAGUUUGUAAUGGUCUCAUUGUUGCUGGCGUUUAUCAAGUUUUUCUAGGUUAAGCGCUUUAUAAAUUGUUUACUCAAGGGUUGGGAAAAUCUUUUGUCCAGGCUUAAGUAUGAUAUAUAUAUAUACUUUUGUUGGUGUUUUUAAUAAAUCUUUAUUAUUUUAUAA
Molecule: messenger RNA, 1844 nt
Organism: Zeugodacus cucurbitae (melon fly)
Lineage: Eukaryota; Metazoa; Arthropoda; Insecta; Diptera; Tephritidae
Product: vanin-like protein 1
Exons: 2
Coding region: 87-1727 (546 amino acids)
Source: RefSeq, a predicted model, not a curated record